UUGUGCUGAACCGUGGUCAGCAUUUCGGUCGGCUUGGCGUUUGACCCAAGAGCGGCUUACCAGAAUAAUUAAAUGAACAGGUUUCUAUCUACUGCGGAUAUUUGAGAAACAUGGAGUUUUGCAGAUGCCAAACCCCAACUCAUGCCAGAUGUUUUGAAUGGAAAACUGCUUUCUGCCGUACACUUGCUCCAUGCAUGUUUGGAUCUACCAACGCUGCUGUCUCUAGCAUUUCCGCAUAGCGAAAUCAAUGAUUUGCAAGGGAGGGGCGGAGCCUCCAAUGUUUGCACAGGCUGCCUCUUGCGUUUUUUAAACGGAACGUUGCCCUUCUUGGCGAACUGUUUGUUUCCCUUGAAGCCCCUGGCCAGAAUGGCAUGGUUUCUAGAGACAGUCCUCUUGCCUAGGCAGCUUCUACUUGCAAGCUUGAUGCACUUGUCAUGUAAGCACCUGACCUCUGAUGAAGGAUACGCUGUUGGAUCCUGCCUUGUGAAGGGACAGUUGCAAAACGGCACUGCCCCACCGCUCCCUCACGAAGAGGAUGAGGUAUGGCCAGUGUUCAGCAUGAGAGUAUUGCUUGUAGGUGAACUGCGCCAGUUCUGCACGGACUUUUGCUCUUCAGCACUUGUGAUCGCAGAUGUUGCUUUGUGCUGAGCCGUGGCCAUCAUUUCGGUCGGCUUGGCUUUUGACCCAAGAGCGGCUUACCAGAAUGCUUGAAUGAACAGGUUUCUAUCUACUGCGGAUAUUUGAGA
This is a messenger RNA of Cladocopium goreaui, 746 nucleotides long. Lineage: Eukaryota; Dinophyceae; Suessiales; Symbiodiniaceae. The record is from the annotation of a GenBank genome assembly.